UUUUACCCUUCAACUUGUAUCUACUUGAUCUUUCCAACAACGCUUUGUCAGGAUCAAUUUUCCAUUUCUUGUGUCAUAAGAUGAAUGAGUCAACGCGCAUGAUGCAAAUUCUCAUCCUUAAUAACAACUUUUUGUCAGAAGUUAUACCUAAUUGUUGGAUGAAUUUGAAAGGUUUAAAAGUCCUGAAUUUAGGUAACAAUAGAUUCACGAGUAAGCUUCCAUCUUCUAUUGGGACUUUAAGUUCUCUUGAAUGGUUAAACCUUCGCAAAAACCACUUUUCUGGAACAAUUCUUGUGUCACUCAAAAAUUGUACGCAGAUGGUGUUGCUUGAUUUGGGUGAAAAUGAGUUUGUUGGAAAUCUCAAGGUGUGGGUUGGAGAGAGAUUUUCAAGAAUGAAGAUUCUCAACCUUAGAUCAAAUAAGUUUUCUGGCCAUUUACCAAAAGAACUUUGCAAUCUUCGUUCUCUGCAAAUCUUAGACCUUGCAGAUAACAACUUCUUUGGAACCAUACCAAGAUGCAUCAAUAACUUCAGUGCCAUGAUGAAAAUUAGCUUUAAUGAGGAAAGCGAUAUGACUUAUCAAUCUUCUGGAGAUGUUUUUUCAACAUAUUUGGAGAGUGAACUACUUGUGAAGAAAGGUCACAUGGUUGAAUACAACACAAUUUUGAAGUUCGUGAGAGGUAUAGACCUUUCAAAAAAUAAUUUCUUCGGAUAGAUUCCUAUGGAAGUGACAAAUCUUUUAGAAUUGCAGUCA
Pistacia vera is the source of this 752-nucleotide messenger RNA. RefSeq names its product receptor-like protein EIX2. The record is from RefSeq and is a predicted model, not a curated record. The transcript is spliced from 2 exons. Gene Ontology annotation, molecular function: protein binding. The coding region runs from base 81 to 713 and encodes 210 amino acids. Lineage: Eukaryota; Viridiplantae; Streptophyta; Magnoliopsida; Sapindales; Anacardiaceae.